GGGUCGUUCGGUCAUAGACAGCGAUUUUUUGGUCUAAUCCGGUUUUGGUUCAGAACGUAGUUGUACACCGAGUUUCUAGGCUAUCGUAGGAUAAUUGGAGUACGGACAGGAUCUGGCAUCAAUUCACCGAGAAUUUUAGGAGAUCAUACCGGUUUUCUUGACGUUACGUGCGUAAAUCUAAGUGUACGAAAAUCUAAAAAACUAAUGUUGUACUACUUGAAAAACAUAGUGGCUGAACAUAUAGAUGAAACAUAGUCGCUGUUCCCGUCCGACUCGGCUGGUCAGGUCUGCUUGGCGCAAAGGAACUUUCAUCGAGAGAGUAAAGGGGGCCUCGGGCCCGGAGCACUCGACGGUCGACCGGUGAAGGGAACGGAUCAUCGUCGGUUAUAUUCCAACUGGUUGCUCGGCAAGCGAACCUCGCGUAAAAUGCCGUCGAGUCAGUAAUCAUAGUUGCGGGUAUAACAUUCGAAACAUACACCCUCGGGAAUUCGAUUAGUAACAAAAACGACUAAAGGAUCAGGAUGCGUCAUGGAGAAUCCUAAACAAACAACGACUGUCCAACGGUGUUCGCAGAUAGUCCAAGGACUUUCAUAAUUCGGAACUAUGAACAAGGUUGUGAUCGAAGAUUGACUGUUGAUAAAAAGUGUGUCAAAAAAAAAAAAAAAAAUGACGAAGAACUAGCACCAAGCGUGUCUAGACAGUGAGAAAGACUAAUUGUAUAAGGAAGAUUCGUGAAAGGAUCGGCGUCUCGAAUUUUAAGAAGCUAUAGAUCGAUUUGGCAUUUUCAGUUGGGUAAUUGCACGUCGAGUAGAGCGCGUUUCGACAUCAAUUGGUGGCAAAGAAAGAAACACCUCUCGUGAAAGUUCCUUCGCGUGGUGCGCGAGUGCUUCCUACAGGUUCCCUUGUUUAGCGGAUCCUGCGGAUGUUCGCGUAUCGAAUUGGUUCCUGGUUCGUUGGAUCGUCGAUGUGAUCACGCAGCCGUUGUCCUAUCUGCGGAGAGAAUGAUCUUGGUGUACGGGAUCAUCUUGCCCCUCGUGGGAAGCAUCGCGUACGCCCAAGGACUAAAUUGCGGCCAUCCGGCAGUACCGAUGAACGCCAAGGUAUCGCUGUCCGACGAAUCCUUGACGGUCGGUACCGUGGCAAAGUACACCUGCGAUGCUGGCUACGAACUCUUCGGAACUGGCAGCUUGACAUGCAACGCCCGAGGAAAAUGGCAGGGCGACCUGCCGUUCUGCGGCACGAAUGUGGGUUUUCGCAAACCGGCAAAUCAAUCCACCACCGUGAGAGGUGGAAACGCGAACCACGGUAACGACGGUGAUUUCAGUACGGAACACGACGGGAAAAGAUGUACGGAAACACAGAGCGAACCAAGUCCUUGGUGGAGGGUUGACCUCCUCAAGCCAUAUUCCGUCAAGGUUGUUCGAGUGACGACGCGAGGCUGCUGCGGUCAUCAGCCUCUUCAGGAUAUUGAGAUAAGAGUAGGCAACAGCAGCGCUGAAUUGCAACGCAAUCCUCUGUGCGCCUGGUUUCCUGGUACUAUUGAGGAAGGUAUCACGAAGACCUUCAUCUGUGCCAGAGCACUGUUGGGCCAGUACGUUUUUCUACAACUUGUUGGUGUCGAGGGUAGUCUCAGUCUCUGCGAGGUAGAAGUUUUUGCUACGGAUGAAUUCUCAGUGGACAGAUGCGCCUAUGCCGGCACGCCCGCCGACGCCGACCUGACCGCUUUCAAUUCCACGUGUUACGAAUUCGUAGUGAAGAAAGGCGGUUCCUUUCAAGUGGCGAGAAAUUAUUGCAAGACGCGCGGCGGCGAUCUUGUUCAUGGUUUCAAGGGCAUUUCGUCUGUAUUUAUCCUGAACAAUUUGGAAAGGCGAAAAGACAAACUGAAGACUCAAUUGGUCUGGAUCGGAGCGCAAAAGGAACCGCAAAUCACCGCUCGGACGUGGCGAUGGGUAGACGGCGAAAUCGUGCAAAAGCCAUCAUGGGGCAAGGACCAGCCGAACAACUACAACGGCGAGCAAAACUGCGUCGUGUUGGACGGAGGUCGCGGCUGGCUGUGGAAUGACGUCGGCUGUAACCUCGACUAUCUCCACUGGAUCUGCCAGAGCAGACCGCCAACCUGCGGCAGUCCUGAGAAAUCGGAAAACACCACGAUUGUAGGAUCGAAACGAACAAUAGGCUCGACGAUAGAAUACGUCUGCCCCGACGGAUACAUGCUGGUUGGAUCGAAGACCAGAAUAUGUGGAUCGAGUGGUUUUUGGAGCGGCGAUGUGCCCACGUGCAAGUUCGUCGACUGCGGCGCUUUGCCAGAUUUGGAGAAUGGCGCUAUCACGUUACUGGAAGGCAGAACCACGCACGGUGCUCUCGCGGAUUACGCGUGUAAAGAAAAUUACACUCUUGUAGGCGAUACGAGACGUAGAUGCGGAGACGGUGGUAUCUGGAGCGGCCACCAGCCUCAGUGUCUAUUCAACUGGUGUCCCGAGCCACCGGAAGUGAACGGUGGCAUUGUAACAACGACCGGAAGAAGAGCGGGUUCUACCGCCACUUACUCUUGCCAAAAUGGAUUUAUCUUGUUCGGAGAUAACGUUCUCACGUGUAUGACCGGUGGCGAGUGGUCCGGUAAGGCUCCGCAAUGUCGAUUCGUUGAUUGCGGAGCCCCAGCUCAGAUCGAGUUCGGGAACGUUCUUUUGGUUAAUGGAACGACCACAGUGAACAGUUUGGCUGUUUACACGUGUCAAGAUGAUUACUGGUUGAUGGGCGAAGGAAAGCAAGAAUGCACCAAAGAGGGCAAAUGGAGUCACGACACGCCAUCGUGCGAGUUGAUUACGUGCGACGAACCGGAAGUCUUCACCGGAGGUUACGUUGUGGGAUACGACUUGAACGUUCACAGUGUUAUCGAGUAUCACUGCGACGUUGGUUAUUUGCUUCACGGUGAAGCGAAGCAUUCGUGCGGCAAAGACGGAGAAUGGACAGGAGAGGUGCCGAGUUGUGAAUAUGUCGACUGCGGUAAGGUUCUUCCGGUUUUAAACGGAGCUGCGGACUACGUAAACGGAACGACUCAUCUUGGCAGCGAAAUCACGUACAGCUGCACGAGAAAUUAUAGGUUGAACGGAGUCUCCAGAAGAUAUUGUUUGGAUAACGGUCAAUGGAGCGACGCUACUCCGAAAUGCGAAGAAAUACGAUGUCCGGAACCCGUAUUAGCGGAGCACGGAAUUCUUUCGGUCACCGGAAACGAUCGGAUGUACGGAAGAACGUUGAUUCGCACGGGAACCGCGGAAAACUCGAACACAGGCGCGACUUCGUACAAAAUCGGAGCUUUGGUAAAAUACAGAUGCGAAAGAGGAUACAAAGUGGUCGGAGAACCUCUGUCCACCUGCGAGGAGAAUGGAAAGUGGAGCGGCGAAGUGCCACAAUGCGUCUACGUCGACUGUGGUAAACCUGAGCGCAUUCAACAUGGACGUUACACGUUGACAUCGAACGCGACGUAUUACGGAGCAGCUGCGCUUUACGAGUGCGAUGGCAAUUUCGAACUAGAUGGCUUCGCUAGAAGACUGUGUCUUGAAAACGGCACCUGGAGUAGCGACACUCCUGUCUGUCGAGAAAUUCGAUGCAAAGAUCCGGAAAAAACCGGCGUUCUAUCGACUCAAAUAUCAACUCACAGCGUGGGCGGAGUGGCGCAUUAUAGUUGUCCACGUGGAUUUUACAUGGAGGGAAACGAGACGAGAAUCUGUUUGCAAAAUGGAUCCUGGAGCGGCACGGCACCCGCUUGUUUCUCGGUCGAUUGCAAGCAUCCAGGACCGAUAGAGAACGGAAGAGUGAUAGUGGUGAACAGUUCGACGACUUACGGAGGAGCCGCGGAAUACCAUUGUUUACCACAGUACGAAAGAGUGGGUAUAUUUUUGAGGAAGUGUUUAGACACUGGAUUUUGGAGCGGAGAAGAGCCCAAAUGCGAAUUGGCAGUAAACGAGGUGGCGGAGGCGCAAGGGGUCGGCACGAGCGUUGGCAUCGGAGCCGGAGUUAUUAUAUUUAUAUUAAUUGUUCUCGGACUAGUCUAUCUUAGACUACGAAAAGCUACGCCUGUGAAAAACACUGAAAACGUUCAGGCGGCGGAAAGAAAAGAAGAUCAGAACGCUGCCGUCAUGUCCUACGCGACAUUGAACGACGGCACACCCAACACUAUGUACGAGAACGUUCCUGAAGAUGGUCUCUACGACAAUCCGUAUAGUUUGAGCGGUAGCGCGUACAGAUACGGCGGUCAUCCGCGAAGAAUGUACAACAGAUCGGGACAUUACGAGGCCGAACCAGUUCCCAACAGAAACGGAAUCACUAUCAAUGGCGUGUCCGUGCGAUAGCUCGAAACUCUCGAAAGUCUAUCGGUCAUCCUCUCGUCGAGAAUCGCGCGCGCGGAAAAUCGUCGCCGAUUUUUUGAGACGACACUUUGUGUACAGAAAAUACCGAAGACUUUGUUGGCGUUAUUUAUGUUAAGCGGCUGUUGAGGCCGCGACAAUUUAUGUAAAUAAUCCAAAAAGAAAAAGUAUAAUGUGUGAGAGAUGUUAACGACGUCUGGAAGAAUUCACUUAUCGACAAUGCUCGUCUUUGAAACGAGAUCGAAUAUGUGUACGAGUCUGUAUAUACGGUCUAUCGAUUAUUUAGAUACAUUAUACAUGUAAUCUUUAAGUGAUAUGUUGUAGUUUUAUGAUUGUGCGAAUAAAGAAAUCAGUGCUCUUGUUGUACUUCA
Molecule: messenger RNA, 4735 nt
Organism: Pseudomyrmex gracilis
Lineage: Eukaryota; Metazoa; Arthropoda; Insecta; Hymenoptera; Formicidae
Gene: fw
Product: sushi, von Willebrand factor type A, EGF and pentraxin domain-containing protein 1
Exons: 22
Coding region: 1002-4349 (1115 amino acids)
Source: RefSeq, a predicted model, not a curated record